Bufo bufo (common toad) is the source of this 1802-nucleotide messenger RNA. It is a transcript of the gene NRG4, whose product is annotated as neuregulin 4. The transcript is spliced from 6 exons. The record is from RefSeq and is a predicted model, not a curated record. Gene Ontology annotation, molecular function: chemorepellent activity. Gene Ontology annotation, biological process: nervous system development; animal organ development; intracellular signal transduction. The coding region runs from base 280 to 567 and encodes 95 amino acids. NCBI's taxonomy places the organism in Eukaryota, Metazoa, Chordata, Amphibia, Anura, Bufonidae.
CAUUAAGGCCACUAUUAGUAAUCUACUGGAAACUGGAAAAAAAGAAGUGAUAGUAGAAAAACAAGAGGAAAAGGGAGAGAUCAGCCCAGGGGAGGGGCAGCUGUGUGGAGCUCAGGAAGCUUCUUAUCCACAGUAGGACUGCAUGGGGUGGCACAGACAGUGCACAGAUCAGUGACAUGCAACAAGCUCUGCUAUCUCUCCCGUAGAUGCCAGGAUACUACUUGAUUCUCCAAUAUAUUAUUGUCUCUGAAGCCGGACCAAGUUAUCUGUCUGCAUAAUAUGACAACAGGUCAUGGAGAACCCUGUACAGCGAAAGGGCAGAAAAGUUUCUGUAUGAAUGGAGGUAUAUGUUACAGCAUAGGUCCUAAGCAACUCUGCAGAUGUAUUGACAACUACACAGGCGAGCGGUGUGAAGAAAUCCUCUUAUCUAGUGUGGACACAGAACCCCGAAGCAACUUUUUGAUUAACUUCCUGGUUUUAGGCACUUUCUUGGGCCUGAUAUUUUUGGGAUUAGUUGUCUAUUGUAGCAGGAGAAAAUUAAAGAAUCGUAGAGAAGACGGACCAUAAAUAUGACAGCUGUGUGGAUCCAGUGGAAAUCCAGAUAAGCUGAGGUAUAAGAAGACCUGUGCUGCCUUAUGGAAGACUGGACCUUUGAAAUGAAGUUCAUUAAAAGUAGUAUGAUGAUUUGCUUUACAAGAAGAUCCUUUGUGGCUCCCACAGAUUUAGGAUCCGGAGUAGAACAUAGUUUCUGCUGUUACGCUCUCUGGGAAUCCUCCCUGAAACACUUAUUGCACAUCCUGGAUCUGAUCACAUGAAUCUACCUAGAUAAUUGGUCAUAUGAUGCAGGACAGAAUCUGCAAAAAAAACAAACACAAAUAUUCAAGCUACACCUUAAGGAAAGUCCUCUAAUGGGCAGAUAUGUGAGCUGGAGUCAGCCUAGGAGACAGACAAGAUGAGGGAAUGUCAUUGCUGUCCAUUUAUAGUAUUAACAUUAACUUAUAGGCUAGCAAGACCCAUGAAAACAGCACUAAAUCAGAAAUAAGGAUGGAUUACCUGGGACCAGUGACUCUGAAAAUACAAACAAAUAUCAUUUAGUUUAUGGCUAAUGUGAUACUGAUCCGGGGGAAAUAUCUGAUUUAUGUUUUUUGCAUUUACAAAGAGGGUCAGUAAGCUGGCUUUAGACAGUCUUCAUAUGUGAUUAUGGCUUGGGGUUUACUGAUAUAAAGCUUAGUAGAAUAUAUAUGUACAAGUACUUCUUCGAUUGAAUGAACUAGAUGUGAGAAAGGAAAUAAUGUAUUCCCUUGUAGUAACCAACUCUGUGUUGUAUGUACAGUUUAUGUCUACAUACAUUUUCUUUGACAUUCACCAUUUUAUCACUGAAAGACAGUACUAUGUAUCAAGAUGUGUCAUUUUUGUCUAAAUUAUUUUAUCACCUGGAGCAUUGUAAACUUAAGUAAAAUGUGUUAUAAAGAGUGCAUAGCCCAGAAUUUAUUGAUGGCAGUACUGAAGAUUAGUUAGGUUCAUGCUAUUCUGUCAUGCUGCAAGUCAACAAGAGAACAUAAAGUUGUAUAUACACAAUGGGGAUGAUUUACUACCCUACAAUUACAAGUUCUAGCUUAUGUUUUAGGACAGGGAUGCCCAACCUGCGGCCCUCCAGCUGUUGCAAAACUACAACUCCCAGCAUGCCUGGACAGCCUACAGCAGGGAAUGGUGGGAGUUGUAGUUUUACAACAGCUGGAAGGCCGCAGUUUCAGCAUCCCUGUUUUAGACCUUUUCACUUCUCGCUAGACUAGGAGAAGUUG